AUGCGCUCUAAGUUCAAGGACGAGCACACGUUCGAGAAGCGGAAGGCCGAGGCGGAGAGGAUCCGCCAGAAGUACAAUGACCGCAUCCCGGUCAUUUGCGAGAAAGUCGAGAAGUCGGACAUCGCGACUAUCGACAAGAAGAAGUACCUCGUACCCGCCGAUCUCACUGUAGGCCAGUUUGUCUACGUAAUCCGGAAGCGGAUCAAGCUCUCGCCUGAAAAGGCCAUCUUCAUCUUCGUGGACGAAGUUCUGCCACCGACCGCUGCACUGAUGAGCUCCAUAUACGAGGAGCACAAGGAUGAGGACGGAUUCCUCUACAUCACGUACUCGGGGGAGAACACCUUCGGUGAGGCGCUCUGA
Mytilinidion resinicola is the source of this 360-nucleotide messenger RNA. RefSeq names its product light chain 3. The record is from RefSeq and is a predicted model, not a curated record. Gene Ontology annotation, biological process: cellular response to nitrogen starvation; macroautophagy. Lineage: Eukaryota; Fungi; Ascomycota; Dothideomycetes; Mytilinidiales; Mytilinidiaceae. The transcript is spliced from 3 exons. Gene Ontology annotation, molecular function: phosphatidylethanolamine binding. Bases 1 to 360 code for a protein of 119 amino acids. Gene Ontology annotation, cellular component: autophagosome; fungal-type vacuole membrane; cytosol.